AUAAAAUUCUGGACCCUGUACAAAGCCAUUCUCCACUGGCCCGUCCCUGCAUCCAUGGCAAUUCAUUCUAGAAUCAUCUAGCCCCCCUCCACCACAUCAGAGCCACACAGCGUCGAGGAGGAUCUGCCGGACAUAAAGGAACGUGUUUUAACAGUGCCUUCUCGCCCAGGGGUGUGCAGUGGUGUGUAUGAGAGAGUGUGUGUGUGUAUGUGAGCCGGAACUUCAGGAGACAUGUCGGACCCCAGGGACAUCGACGAGGAUGCCAUCCUCAAGGGCCUCAGUGCAGAGGAGCUGGAUCAGCUGGAGUAUGAGCUGCAGGAGAUGGACCCUGAGAAUGCAAUGCUGCCCGCUGGCUUCCGGCAACGUGACCAGACGAAGAAGAGCCCAACAGGUCCAUUUGACCGUGAAGCCCUACAGCAGCACUUGGAGAAGCAGGCCCUGGAGCACGAGGACAGGGACGACCUGGUGCCCUUUACUGGCGAGAAGAAAGGACGGGCCUUUGUGCCCAAGAAAGCAGCAGAGAUCCCUGAGCACGAACAGGUGAUACUGGAGCCGGAGCUGGAGGAGGCUCUGAAAAAUGCCACCGACGCAGAGAUGUGUGAUAUCGCAGCUAUCCUUGGAAUGUACACGCUGAUGAGCAACAAGCAGUACUAUGAUGCUUUGGGCACCACAGGCACAAUAGCCAACACAGAGGGCAUCAACAGCGUAGUGAAAGCAGAUCCAUUCAAGAUCUUCCCCGAUGAGCCGCCAAACACCACCAACGUGGAGGAAACCCUGGAGAGAAUCCACAACAACGACAGCAGCCUGACUGAAGUCAACCUCAAUAACAUCAAGGACAUUCCCAUCCCAACACUGAAAGAGAUCUUUGAGGCGAUGAAGGGAAACUCUCACGUGGAGUUUCUGAGCAUCGCUGCGACCCGUAGCAACGACCCUGUGGCCUAUGCAUGUGCUGAGAUGCUGCAGGAGAACACCAGCUUGCAGAGUCUUAAUAUCGAGUCCAACUUCAUCACUGCAGACGGCAUGAUGGCGAUCAUCAAAGCUAUGGCCAACAAUGCCACACUGGUGGAGCUCAAGAUUGACAACCAGAGGCAGAAUUUGGGAGACUCGGUUGAGAUGGAGAUCGCCUCCAUGUUGGAGAACAACUCUAGCAUCCUCAAAUUUGGCUACCACUUCACCCAGCAGGGUCCCCGCGCCAGAGCUGCCAUGGCCAUCACACGAAACAACGACAUGAUUCGCCAGCAGAGAUUGAGAUAAAAGCAACAAGGAGCAAACAGAAGAACAACCCCUUCUGCCCCUUAGAGGCUGCAAACAGACUGCCCCCAACAGCCUCCUGCCAGCUUUCUCAAUGUGGUGCCAUAGAGCUUAAUGAAACCUUGUAAAUGAAGCUGGGUCGUUGUAACCCACCUAACAUCCAUGUCCAAACAUUUCAUUUCAUUUGCCGCAGCCAGCUUUUUGUAGACUGCUGAAUUCAUCAUAAAGGCAUGUCUAGGUCACAAGCAAAAUGUGAAGUGUCUUUUUUUGUGCUUUUAGUUUGUGCAUCGCCAACAUCAUCCUAAACAAAAGGUUAACUCUUUUCAUUCAUUAAAAACAUUUUCAAUGUGGUGCUAUUUGUGGGAAGAAAACAAUCUGUAAAUACUUUAAAUAAAAAUAUAUAUUCAA
Messenger RNA from Micropterus dolomieu (smallmouth bass), 1659 nucleotides. RefSeq names its product tropomodulin 4 (muscle) (gene tmod4). Gene Ontology annotation, cellular component: myofibril; striated muscle thin filament. The transcript is spliced from 10 exons. Gene Ontology annotation, molecular function: tropomyosin binding. Gene Ontology annotation, biological process: pointed-end actin filament capping; myofibril assembly; muscle contraction. The record is from RefSeq and is a predicted model, not a curated record. Lineage: Eukaryota; Metazoa; Chordata; Actinopteri; Centrarchiformes; Centrarchidae. The coding region runs from base 232 to 1254 and encodes 340 amino acids.